GCCUCUCGCACCAAUUUGUUUACCUUAGCAACCAUGGCGGAGAUGGUUCAAGAUGUUUCUGAAGCGGAUAAACGACAUCUCGUUGAACUCGUCAAAGAACUCAGACGCUCCAAUGCGGUGCUCCGGGCAGAAACGGAUAUGUAUGAGCGGUAUAUUAGCCGCUUGGACCCCAGGGACUUGGUUCCUCAGCCUUUAUCAGAUUCCCUGGGAGCAGCUGCAGCAUCACAGUUGGAGAUCGGAGGGGGCCGUGGGAGAAAGAUUAAAACACGGACAAUGGCUCUGGAGCAGUUGCAACGUCUGACAUUGGAGCAAAAGUGUGACGUGGCACAGAGAGAGUUAGAUGAAACCAGGGAGGACCUGGAGAAACUGAAGGAGAGCUCAGAGAGAGUGCUCCACAACUAUAAGGCAACUCUGGAGGAAGCAGAUAUUCGACUUGUGGAGGUCAAGAAAGCAAGUUAUGAGUUUGACCGUGAUGUCGCUAAGGUGUUGAGGGAGAAGAGAGGUGUCAUGAUGGGAGCAGAGAAGGUCAUUCGUUAUUUUGAGGACAGGAUGAGAGCAAAGGACACACUGGUUGAGAAGCUGCGGUUGAAGAAUGCAGCUCUCCAUGUGCAGAAGAGGAAGCUGCAGUUACAGCUACGACAGAAAGAGGAAAUGGGUGAAGCCCUGCACGAGGUGGAUUUCCAGCAGCUGAAGAUCGAGAACAGCCAGUAUCUCAAACGCAUUGAUGAAAGAAACCAGGACCUUCUGCGCCUAAAACUCCUGGCAGGAAACAACCUGCAGGUUCUCAACUCCUACAAGAAGAAGCUGCAGAGCAUGACAUGUGAGUCAAAGCUGCUUAGUAGUGACAUCGCCUCCCGUAAGGAGAUGCUGGUGAAGAUCGAGGAGGAGACACUGCAGGCAGAAGAGGAGCGAGCCAAGGCAGAGACUCUUAACAGAAAGCUGCGAGGCCAGCUGGCAGACUUCCGUGUUCCCCACGUGCUGCAAUACAUCACAGCUAAGGCCUCCCAUAGCCAGCUCGAGCAGAGUGUCCGGGCCUGGGAACGAAAAGUCAAGAUCUCUGAGAUGGCUCUGAAGACACACACCAAGACCUGGAACAAGCUGAAGAAAGCUGCAGGAGCGGGACCUGUCACAGCCCGGUGAACCCGCACAUGCUUCCUAAUAAAUCUAUUCUCUGCAAAUAUUCAAUCAUCCAAAACAGUCAUAAAUCCAUCAGUCUCUUUUGUAAACUAUCUGAGAUAUAAACCCCCCUUAUAA
Messenger RNA from Coregonus clupeaformis (lake whitefish), 1254 nucleotides. RefSeq names its product coiled-coil domain containing 113 (gene cfap263). The coding region runs from base 34 to 1140 and encodes 368 amino acids. Gene Ontology annotation, biological process: cilium assembly. The transcript has 8 exons. Lineage: Eukaryota; Metazoa; Chordata; Actinopteri; Salmoniformes; Salmonidae. The record is from RefSeq and is a predicted model, not a curated record. Gene Ontology annotation, cellular component: axoneme; ciliary basal body.